CAGAGAGAACCCACAGCCAUGUAUCUGAACAGGGAAGAGGACAGCGGCAAAGGCUCAGUGUCCCUCAGUGUGUUCCUGGUCUCCCUCGCAGUGACAGUGUGUGCUGUUUGGCUGGUGGCUCUUUGUGGCGUCUGUGGCUGGUGUCAACGCAAGCUGGGGAAGAGGAAUAAGCCGGGAGUGGAGACAGCAGACACUCCAGACUCAGCACGUGGGCGAGGGGAGAAGAAAGCCAUCAAUGAUCUAGACAGAGACUUUUGGAAUAACAAUGACAGCAGCACAGUGCAGCAGAAGUGGAGCUCCUAUCCUCCCAAGGAGUUCGUACUAAACAUUUCUCCCUAUGCUCAAUAUGGAGAUCCUCGCCUCACACUCAAUGAGGGGAAGAUGGUGGUCCUGGCUUUGGCCAUUGGUGUGGCCGAGCAAGAUGACUUUGCCAAUAUCCCUGACCUGCAGGAAACAGCGCAGGCAGCACCAGCGGCCAAUCAGGAGCCCCCUCCUGAGAAGAGGGGCAACAAACCAGCUAACAGCCCCAAAGGCCAACCACCUGAUGCUGACGGUCGCUCCUCCGUAACCGACUUGGCCAAUUCUCUCACCGGAGACAUGGUGAUGUUGUCCCCUGGUUCCGAGGAUGAUGACGGCGAAGGGCCCAUCAGUGAGAAGCUGGGCCGGAUCCAGUUCAGCAUAGGUUACAGCUUCCAGAACACGACUCUCACUGUCAAAAUGCUCAGGGGCCAGGACCUGCCGGCAAAAGACUUCUCUGGCACCUCCGACCCCUUCGUCAAGAUCUACCUGCUGCCUGACAAGAAGAACAAGCUGGAAACCAAGAUCAAGAGGAAAAACCUCAACCCCCACUGGAACGAAACCUUCCUUUUUGAAGGCUUCCCGUAUGAGAAGGUUAGAGAGCGCACUCUCUACCUUCAGGUGUUGGACUAUGACCGCUUCAGCAGGAACGACCCCAUCGGAGAGGUGUCGAUCCCCCUCAACAAGGUGGAACUGGGCCAGAUAAAGACUUUCUGGAAGGAGCUCAAGCCCUGCAGUGAUGGCAGCGGGAGACGAGGGGACCUGCUGCUGUCACUCUGCUAUAAUCCCAGUGGCAACACCAUCACUGUGAACAUCAUCAAAGCCCGCAAUCUCAAAGCCAUGGAUAUCGGGGGUACCUCAGAUCCAUAUGUGAAGGUGUGGCUGAUGCACAAGGACAAGCGUGUAGAGAAGAAGAAGACGGUGACGAUGAAGCGCUGUCUGAACCCCAUCUUCAAUGAGUCCUUCCCCUUCGAAGUGGCCGCCCAUGUGCUGAGGGAGACCACCAUCAUCAUCACCGUCAUGGACAAGGACAGGCUCAGCCGCAACGACGUUAUUGGCAAGAUCUACCUAUCAUGGAAGAGUGGACCGGGGGAGGUGAAGCACUGGAAAGACAUGCUCGCUCGGCCGCGUACGAACGUGGCCCAAUGGCACGCUCUCAAGGCCUGA
Molecule: messenger RNA, 1464 nt
Organism: Limanda limanda (common dab)
Lineage: Eukaryota; Metazoa; Chordata; Actinopteri; Pleuronectiformes; Pleuronectidae
Gene: syt7a
Product: synaptotagmin VIIa
Exons: 11
Coding region: 19-1464 (481 amino acids)
Biological process (GO): vesicle fusion; regulation of calcium ion-dependent exocytosis; regulation of dopamine secretion
Cellular component (GO): synaptic vesicle; synapse; membrane
Molecular function (GO): clathrin binding; SNARE binding; calcium-dependent phospholipid binding
Source: RefSeq, a predicted model, not a curated record